This is a messenger RNA of Arachis stenosperma, 1440 nucleotides long. RefSeq names its product VQ motif-containing protein 4. The transcript is spliced from 3 exons. Bases 153 to 869 code for a protein of 238 amino acids. Lineage: Eukaryota; Viridiplantae; Streptophyta; Magnoliopsida; Fabales; Fabaceae. The record is from RefSeq and is a predicted model, not a curated record.
GUAACCAAAGUCUCACCUCCAUCUCUCUCUACUCUUACUAAAGUCCCCUCCACUUCCCCCCUCUCUCUCUCUCUUCCGUUGUUAUUAUUUUCUCUCUCUAGAAAUCAGUGUGGGUGAGAGAAAGAGAGAAAGAGAGAGAGAGAGAGUCACCAAUGGAGUCCACCAUGUCCCCAAGGUACCAAGACAACAACCACAAAGCACCAUUUACAACCGCCGCAAGCAGCAGCAGCUGCAGCAGCAAUGGGCUACUACUGUCACCUCAGGCUCAAAAGCCCAUCACGAGAUCCGAACCCGGAAACCCGUACCCGACAACAUUCGUUCAGGCAGACACGUCUUCCUUCAAGCAGGUGGUCCAAAUGCUGACGGGCUCAUCAGAGACAGCCAAGCAGGCUUCGAAGCCCGCAAGCCCACACCACCACAACCACAGCAUCCCGCCCAUAAAGCCCAACGCUAACAAGAAGCAACAGCAGCAGUCAGGCUUCAAGCUCUACGAGCGAAGGAACUCCCUAAAGAACCUCAACAUCAACCCUUUGAUGCCCGUUUUCUCACCAAUCGGGUCGGGUUUCUCGCCCCGAAAACCCGAGAUCCUUUCACCUAGCAUCCUCGAUUUUCCCGCUCUUGUUCUCAGCCCCGUGACCCCACUGAUACCCGACCCGUUCGACCGAUCCGGCCCCUCCCAACAACAAACCGGGUUCAGCAGCUCCCCCGGUUUGGAUUCCGAGGCUGAAGACAAAGCCAUAAAGGAGAAAGGGUUCUUCCUGCACCCUUCGCCUGCUUCCACUCCUCGGGAUUCUGAACCUCGCUUGCUCCCUCUCUUCCCAACAACUUCUCCUAGAGCUUCUCCUUCAGGGACCCUUGGUUUCUUUUGAGUCAGGGUCUUGAAUAUAAAGCUUUGAACAGCCGUAAAAAGCAAUCAUGCAAAGGGAGACCAAAACUGUAGUGAAUGGGGACAUGAGAAAAUGAAGGGAAGAGGGGGAAGUGGGACUUGUGAUGAUGAAAGGUAAAGAAAAGAUGGGGAGGGAAGAAAGCAAAGGAAGGAAUGGGUUUUGUUUUGUGUGUUGGAUGAUUGUUUGUUCCUUUGUUUGUUUGUGUGGUGUUACAUUAUUUUUGUGGACUUUGCAACUCAUGGUUGGUGAUGCAUUUAUUGGUAAUUUGAAACUUGACAUGUGCACUGCUAUGAAAAUCCCCUGUUGCCUUUGCUGACCCAUUUUCAUUUAUCAAUGUCACCUUCUAUUAUUUUCCUUCGCUUUCAUGUUUUCUGAAAAUUAUAAAACAUUUCACAUGUGGCAUCUUUUGAUUUUAUGUCCUAUCCAUUCAAGUCUUUGUGAUGAGGAAACUUCAACCAUGACAUCUUUGACCAUGUCUUCGCUACCUUCAACUUGGUAGAACCCACACCGCUUCCACAAACUUAGCCUUAUAUUUAUUUAUUUUACUCACAUA